Messenger RNA from Colletotrichum orchidophilum, 1485 nucleotides. RefSeq lists its product as uncharacterized. The transcript has 2 exons. NCBI's taxonomy places the organism in Eukaryota, Fungi, Ascomycota, Sordariomycetes, Glomerellales, Glomerellaceae. The record is from RefSeq and is a predicted model, not a curated record. The coding region runs from base 1 to 1485 and encodes 494 amino acids.
AUGGCUACUCAACGAGACGGGGUGAAUCCCCUGAGACCGUACUACAAGCCGCCAACCAUAGGAGAGCCUCUUGACCCGACAUCUGCCUCGUCAGCACCGAACCCUUUUGCCCGCCAUGGAGCCAAUGCGACGAGCGAGCGGUACGCGUCAAAGGCACGCGACAUCUUUUCCGACAUCGACUACAAGGACUACAUUAGCGAACCAUCUCCUUCCGUCGUCCAGACUGUCAAGGACCUCGUUGACGAGCUGCUAUGGAAGUAUACUUCCGUCCUAAUGGCCCAGCCUUUCGAGGUUGCGAAGACGGUUUUGCAGGUCAAGAGCCACGAUGACGUGACUUUGGCGGCAGCACCGACGCCCCUGGCCACGCCAGUCUCCGAGAGACGGCGUUCCGGCUACGGAAACACGGCAUACGACGAAGCCGAUUCGGACUCGGAUCUCGACGAGCCUGCCUAUUUCACCUCCAACGCCCCCAGCACGCCGACCCCGUCGUCCUCCAGGGAGCAUCGGCACCGCCAGUCACCUUCCUCCACACCUCCCCAGACGCCGGCAGCGAAGCAGUCCGUGCCGCCUCACCAGAUUACAAUCCGCCGAUCCGACUCGUUGAUGGAAGUUAUUGGCCAACUGUGGCAAAAGGAGGGGGCUUGGGGUGUGUGGAAGGGAUCGAAUGCAACGUUCCUUUACUCUGUGCUCUCUUCGCUGUUGGAAAACUGGUCCAGAAGUGCUCUGAGUGCACUGUUCAACGUACCAGAUCUCGGCGUCAAGGAGGACAUUGAUCGGCUGAUUGAUAUUGCCUCACCCUAUCCGUGGGCCUCCUUGUGCGUUGCCGCAGCUGCGGCCGUUGCGACGGGCCUCAUUCUCGCACCUCUGGAUCUGGUGCGCACAAGACUGCUUGUCACACCAAUUUCAAAGGGGUCGAGGAGAACGCUUUCGACCCUACGAGCUCUCCCAUCCUACGUCUGCCCUUCUUCGCUCGCCAUUCCCACGAUCUUCCACUCGCUUAUCCACCCCAUCCUCACACUGUCAACACCACUUGUCCUGCGGACCAGGUUUCUCAUCGACAGCCGCGUCUCCCCCACCACAUUUUCAGUCGCCAAGUUUUGCGCGUCAUCUGUGGCACUAUUCGUCAAGCUUCCCCUCGAGACCGUCCUCCGUCGCGGCCAAGUUGCUGUCCUCUCCACCCCGUCACAUGUCCGGGCGCUUUCGGCCAAGGACCAGAAGCUCGAAACUAUCGUCCCCGCUGGACGUUAUAACGGCGUUUUCGGUACCAUGCUCUACAUUAUGAACGAGGAAGGUACCCGCGCCAUCCCUACCCCGCCCGCACCGGUGAAGAAAGGCAGGGGCAGCAAACCCAGGGUCGCAGAAACGGUCUACCGCAAGGGUCAAGGACUGGACGGCCUCUGGCGGGGCUGGAAGGUGUCCUGGUGGGGUCUCGUCGGACUUUGGACUGCCGGGGUCAUCGGGAAUAGUGCCGAUGGUGAAUUCUAG